GCUGGCGGCCCCGGAAGCGGUGGGGAAACGGCGGAAGGCGGCAGCGCGGAGCGGAGCGGCGGCGCCCGGCCGGCACCGCCCACAUGUCGAGCUUCGACACCAACCCGUUCGCCGAUCCGGUGGACGUGAACCCCUUCCAGGAUCCCUCAGUGACACAGCUCACGAACGCUAGCCAGAGCGGCUUGGAUGAAUUCAACCCCUUUUCUGAGAGCUCCCAGCUGACACAUGCGGCGCGGACGGCGCCGGCCACGCAGCCCUCUGGGCCCUCACAGCCUGCUGUUCUGCAGACAUCUGUGGAGCCCACCCCACAGGCUGUGGCUGCAGCAGCACAGGCCGGGCUGCUUCAGCAGCAGGCAGAACUAGAGAGGAAAGCAGCUGAGCUGGAGAAGAAGGAAAGGGAAUUGCAGAACAAUGCAGCCAGCAUUAAUCCGAGACAGAACAACUGGCCACCCCUCCCCAGGAAGUGUCCGAUCAAGCCGUGCUUCUAUCAGGACUUUUCUGCAGACAUCCCAGCUGACUACCAGCGGAUAUGCAAGAUGCUUUACUACUUGUGGAUGCUGCAUUCAGUUACUCUGCUCCUAAACCUGCUCGCUUGCUUGGCGUGGUUCAUGGUUCACGCAGAAAAAGGAGUAGACUUCGGUCUCUCAAUCCUGUGGUUUGUUUUAUUCACUCCUUGUGCCUUUCUCUGCUGGUACCGACCGAUCUACAAGGCUUUCAGGUCUGACAGCUCCUUCAGCUUCUUCGUCUUCUUUUUCGUCUUCUUCUGCCAAAUAGCAAUCUACAUCAUCCAGGCUGUCGGCAUCCCUGGCUGGGGAGACAGCGGCUGGAUUGCGGCGCUGUCGGAGCUGCAUAGGAACACGGCCGUGGCCAUCAUCAUGAUGGUGGUGGCAGGGUUCUUCACGCUCUGUGCAGUCCUCUCGCUCUUCCUCCUCAAGCAGGUGCAUUCCCUGUACCGGCGCACGGGAGCCAGCUUCCAAAGGGCUCAGGAGGAGUUUUCCCAAGGCAUCCUCACCAACAGGAGCUUCCAGAACGCGGCUGCCGGGGCGGCCUCCUCAGCUGCACGCAGUGCUUUCCGGGGCAAUUAGCCCUCCCCGAGGGCCACCUCUGCCUCUCUCCCCCUUCGGUUGUCAGCCCAACCUUCAUUUUCUAACGAUGCACUUUUCGUGGGUACCGCCUUAGCUCUGUGGUGCCGACCCCAAUGAGAAGAGAUCUGCAUUUUAGCUUCAGUUGGCCUCGGUUUGUGACAGUUAAGUUUCCCUGCUUCGCUCCGGGACGUGGGGAGAGGGGGAGAUGUUCUCUGAAGCAAAUCUCUUAUCUCUGUCCGGGCCGUGCAGAGCUUUCGUCUCCUCCUCCUCUCCCCCCGUCAGCAGCAGGGAGGUGAGAAGCAGGGAUUUGGAUUUUACUUUCUCUUUUCUAUCAGCCCGUGCUAUGAACAACUUGAUCUCA
Messenger RNA from Gallus gallus (chicken), 1446 nucleotides. RefSeq names its product secretory carrier membrane protein 2 (gene SCAMP2). The transcript is spliced from 9 exons. NCBI's taxonomy places the organism in Eukaryota, Metazoa, Chordata, Aves, Galliformes, Phasianidae. The record is from RefSeq and is a predicted model, not a curated record. The coding region runs from base 84 to 1085 and encodes 333 amino acids. Gene Ontology annotation, biological process: protein transport. Gene Ontology annotation, cellular component: recycling endosome membrane; trans-Golgi network membrane.